UCCUCUGGGCUCCAUGGAUCGGUGUUCUCUGGGCUCGAUUGGUCGGUGCGGAUGGACGUCCUCUGGGCUCCAUGGAUCGGUGCGGAUCGGUGAUCUCUGGGCUCCAUUGAUCGGCGCUGUUGCCAUGGCGGCGGUUGGUGUCGGGGAUGAUGGGGACACUGUGGGCCCAGUUGCGGCCGCAGAAGGAUCUGAGGCCGGGGCUUCGGGAGCGGCCUAUCCGGAAUUUGAUAAAAAAUGCAUCUUUUGUAGAAUCGGGAAUAGAGAGGAGUCGGUGGAUUUGCUGCAUUGGGAUGACCAGUUUGCUUGCUUUAGGGACAUUCGCCCUGGUGCGCCCCAUCAUUAUCUUGUUGUACCAAGAAAACACAUUGCAAAUUGCAAGUCUCUGAAGAAGGAGCAUAUAUCAGUAGUUCAAAAGAUGGUGAACAUUGGAAAAAGUGUACUGCAACAAAAUGGCAUGAAUGACCUGGCAGAUGUAAGGCUGGGCUUUCACCUGCCCCCAUUCUGUACAAUAACUCACUUGCACUUGCACGUAUUGGCUCCAGCCAGUCAGAUGGGAUUUAUAUCGAGAAUGGUUUACCGAGUUAAUUCCUACUGGUUUAUUACGGUUGACAAAUUGAUUGAAAAUCUAAAGUCUCUUCCGGACGAGUGAAUGAUAGAAGAUACUAUAUCCAUGCAGUUGAGUUCCACUGCAGAUACUUCCAGAAGACUUCAAGACUGCAGCUGCUCUUUGAUCUGGAUCAGCUUUUGAUUUAAUGAGCAAGAAUUAAUUUGUGCCCAUCAGAAUUGAAAAAAAAUCCAUUUACUCGGUUUCUGUUUUUUCAAAUUCAUAACUUUUCAUUUAGGAAGUGAAGGUCUGUAGCAGUUCUCUGGACAGUUUAACAAAAACUUCAAAAUUUACUUAUGUGUAAGUGAGAAACAACGACUUGUUAAACUUGUCAGCAUGCACACAAUCAGUAAAUUUAGCUAGAUGUAAAAUUGGAAAUACUGAAGAACUUUAUUUAUGUAAUGUUGUUAUGUAAGUUUUGUCUUAAAUACCAUUUUAAAUAUUUAAUUGUAUCAACAUUACAGUAAACCUUAAGUGUGUGAAAAUGUUCCAUGUGCAAUAAAUAUCUUGUAUAUGGCAAGUUAUUAGUACAUGACUACAUUGGUAUGGAUUAGGUUUUCAGAUAUCGUAACAAAUUUUUGUUCUCAGUUUAUGAAACUGAAUAUGAGAGCACACUAAUUCAUUCAGAAAAUGUAUAAUGUGUUCUUACAGAUAGAACGUAAACAUGAGUCGCUACUGUGCCACCAUCUUGUGUUGAAUUGUUUGUUCUAACAUAUCAACAGUUAUAAAGUCCAUUAAUUUGAAUAUAAAAAUAGAAUCAUUAUACAAUUAUAUUCUGCAUUCACUGCAGAAUAUCCAAGCCAUUGCUUGUAAGUGCAUUACAAGUUGAAUUGCUGGUGUUCUCUGUGCCAUAGCUACUUGAAGCUUUUAUAAUGCAGUAUUCUCUGAUCCACUGUACUGCAUUUUCUUAAAUGUGUUAACACUGAAAUCUAAUUUUCAGCUCACAACUAUAAGAUUUUGGCACCUCUGAAAUGCUGGAUUUUACCCUAAUGUCUCAAACACUGGCAAACUACAUCUCUUAGAGAGUCAGUGUGUUGGCAGUGGAGGUUUGUGGAUAGUGAAAGUUGGGAUGCCAGUCUGGGCAGAAUUGGUAUGUUUAGACAGUAUCGUGAAAAAGCAGUGUGCAAAUACAACAUUGAGGUGUAACCUGGAAACUGAAGUAUGUUUUCAUGAGGUAGUUUUGCAGUUUAUAAGUUGUCCUUUAAGGUCACAAGGGUGUUCAAUUGUUGCCUAGUUGGUUUCUAUUUUAAAAUAUUAAAUUUUGGUAUAAGCACACUUAGAGCGGCACGGUGGCUCAACAGUUAGCAUGGCGGCCUUACAACAACAUGGACCUGGGUUUGAUUCCAGCCGCGGGCGACUGUGUAAACUGCACACAUUCUCCCUGUGUCUGUGUGGAUUUCCUCUGGGUGCUCCUGUUUCUUCCCACAGUCCAAAGAUGUGCAGGUUAAAUGGAUUGGCUGUGCUAAAUUACUCAGUGUCCAGGUAUGUGUAGGUUAGAUGGAUUAGCCAUGGGAAUGCAAAGUUAGAGGGAUAGAGUAAGGGGUGAUUCUAGGUGGGAUACUCUCCAGAGUCAAUGUGGGCUCGAUGAACCAAGUGGCCUCCUUCCACAUUGUAAGGAAAAGUCAGAUGCUCAGACUACAUGGGGAUGUGACAGCAUCAGAAACUGGUAUGAGUAUCUUCGGCCAGUGUGAAUUGGGUGUGCUUGAAACAUAUUUUCCAUUUUCCUGACCUAGAAUUACUGGAUCACGAGUUGAGACUCACGAAAGCAUGGUACCAAAGCAAAACUUGUAUUUUCUCUGCUACUGGGAAAGUCAGGCUUGUCAGACAUUACUCCUCAUUACAUUAUGUCUGGAUGAUCACUUAUUAUAUCAUUCAAUAUUCAAAAGUGUACGAUAAUGAACAGCAUCUCCUACUUCUGUGUUUUGUGUCUUUUACAUAUCUUGUUUAAUUUGAGGUAUAAAAUUGAAUUCUUUAUUCUACUUAUUAACGUGAUACAU
Hemiscyllium ocellatum (epaulette shark) is the source of this 2601-nucleotide messenger RNA. It is a transcript of the gene hint3, whose product is annotated as histidine triad nucleotide binding protein 3. The transcript has 5 exons. The coding region runs from base 14 to 649 and encodes 211 amino acids. NCBI's taxonomy places the organism in Eukaryota, Metazoa, Chordata, Chondrichthyes, Orectolobiformes, Hemiscylliidae. The record is from RefSeq and is a predicted model, not a curated record. Gene Ontology annotation, molecular function: catalytic activity.